GAUAGGCUGGUCGAGGCAGUGUGAGAGCCAGUGGAAACUUCAACGCCAACCAAGAUGCAGAGACACUCUACAAGGCCAUGAAGGGACUGGGAACUGAUGAAGAUUCCAUCAUGAAGUUGUUGACGUCUCGUAGCAACAGCCAGAGACAGCAGAUCAAAGCUGCAUACAAGACCCUGCACGGCAAGGACCUGGUAGGUGAUCUGAAGGGUGAACUGGGGGGAAAGUUUGAGACUCUGGUGGUGGCUCUGAUGACUCCGCCCAUCCUCUACGAUGUGACAUCACUACGGAACGCCAUCAAGGGGGCGGGGACUGAAGAGAAGGUGCUGAUUGAGAUCCUGUCUUCUAGAACGGCCCAGCAGAUUAAGGACAUCACUGCUGCCUACCGCCAGGAGUAUGAUGCGGACCUGGAGGAGGAUGUAACUGGAGACACAUCAGGUCACUUCAGGAGACUGCUGGUCAUCCUGCUACAGGCCAGCAGACAGCAGGGAGUACAGGAGGGGAACGUAGAGACUGAUGCACAGGUAAGAGAGAGCGACUGUGUGUGUGUGUGUGAGAGAGAGAGAGAGAAUCACGUGUGUAUCUCUGAAAUAUGUGAUAGAAAUCAGAUUUACUGCUCAUUCACAAUGACUUCUUUGACUUGUGUUCUGCUCAGGGGUGUGUGAGAAAGUGUGUGUGUG
Coregonus clupeaformis (lake whitefish) is the source of this 677-nucleotide messenger RNA. RefSeq names its product annexin A5-like. The record is from RefSeq and is a predicted model, not a curated record. Lineage: Eukaryota; Metazoa; Chordata; Actinopteri; Salmoniformes; Salmonidae. Gene Ontology annotation, molecular function: calcium ion binding; calcium-dependent phospholipid binding. Bases 78 to 662 code for a protein of 194 amino acids. The transcript is spliced from 6 exons. Gene Ontology annotation, cellular component: cytoplasm.